AUGUUGAAUAAAUAUUUUUGUAACAAAAAUAUCGUGUAUCCUUCUAAAGGGUAUAACAACGGAAAGGCAUUUAUCAAUUUCUUAAGAUAUGUUUGCUUAAUGGUAUAUGUCAUUGGUUUUUUAAAUGUAUUUCUAGAUAAUUCGUAUGAAUAUAAUGGCUUAGUACAUGUAAAAUCUUUUAAUAAGUAUUCGAGAAAUUUAACUGAAGUAAAAACUCCUAAGAAUGAAAAAUUUAAAAAGAGCUUUUUUAAAAAUAAAAAAAAAUGUGAUAAUGAAAAUGAGGUAAAUAAUAAAGAUACUAAUAAAAGAAAUACUGGUGAACCCAAAAGUUGUUGUAGUGGUAAUUCUGAAUCUAAUCAAAAUGAAAAUGAAAAUGAUGAUGCCACAAUUGAUAUAAAUUAUAACGAUAUAUCCAUACAGUUGACAAAAGAGCAAUUAUUUGAUGUACUAAAUUCACUAAAAAAAGUACCACCAAAAGAAAAUCUAAUUCAUUUAUGGAAUCAUACACUUGGUGUAAAUAAAAAAGGAUUAGAUGAUUUAAUAAAAGAUUUGUUAAAAUAUUUUCCAAAGAAUUCAAUUAGCGAUCGUUUUGAAUUGUUAGAAUUUAAAAUGACGGAGGAUUGUUAUACAAAAAUGUGGUUUGAUUUUAUGAGUGAUUUUGGAAUAGCUACAAUGAAUGAAACCGAACAUACUAGAUCUUUUUAUGGAUUAAUCGAAAGGCAACCAUCAAUUGAUGAUAUAAGAAAUUAUAUUUUUUCCUUUUUAGAAGAAUAUGAACAGAAGUAUAAUGAAUUAUAUGAAAAAUGCAAAAGUCAGAUCUUUUCAUUAAAAAAAACUAAUAAAAAAUAA
Plasmodium falciparum 3D7 is the source of this 849-nucleotide messenger RNA. RefSeq lists its product as uncharacterized. The record is from RefSeq and is a predicted model, not a curated record. NCBI's taxonomy places the organism in Eukaryota, Apicomplexa, Aconoidasida, Haemosporida, Plasmodiidae.